UCCCGCGAGAGAGAGACGUUUCCGGCUGCAAUGGCCGAAUUCCACAUCAAGAACAAGCGCACGGCGCUCGAGCGCAUCGAGAAGGCGCUGUCGCCUCUCUACUUCACCGACGUGAACCUGCGGGGCAGGCUGUAUGAAGAUGCCCGGCCGGUAUCUGGAUUGGCGGUGCAUCAUGCUGGAGGACGCAUUUCCUUCCAGGACGCCCAGUCUGCUACGUACGAGAAGACGCAGGUCGGGGAUUCCUAUGGACCCACCUGGUCCACACACUGGUUCCAAGUACACGUGGAGGUCCCGGAGGAGUGGACGUGCAAAUCUGGUGACGACGAUGACGACGCCGCCGCCGAGUGUGACGAGGUUCACCUGCUGUGGGAGUGCGAGGGCGAGUGCCUCCUGUUUCGAGACGGGCAGCCCGUGGCAGGCCUCACGACAGAGGGCGAGAAGACCAGCUACGUCGUUGGGCGGGCGAGACGCAGGACCCCCCCGUCACCGUCGUCGUCAGCGGCAGGAUUCUCCGGCACGGCCGAGGAUGCGAGCGGCAGAAGGAAGGACGCGGGAAACGAGUCGGCGACCGGGAAAACCUCCGCGCCAAUCGACCUCACGACGUCCACGAAAAAAUCCCUGCCACCGGCGCGCUCCUUCACAGCCUACGUGGAGAUGGCGUGCAACGGCCUGUUCGGCGCCGGCAAGGGCUCCAUGAUCGCACCGCCGGACCCUGAGCGGAAGUUUGCGCUGAAGCGCGCGGCAGUGGCGCUGUUCCGGCGCGACGUGUACGAGCUGCUGACGGAUCUGGAGGUGAUCUACGAGGUGGCUUGCGGCCUGGCAGGAGAGGCGGAUGGACGUGGCGGCGAGCAGCUUGGCUACCGUGCCCUCUACUGCGGCAACGCCGUUGUGAGCGCCUGCGCGGAUGCUCCACGGCCCGGCCCGGCAGGGGCCGCGCCGGCCGGCGACGACGGUGGCGACACGCGGGAGUGGGUGCGGCACGCCCGAGCUAUCUCGGGGGCAUUUUUCUCCGAGCCGUGGCCCGGGUGCGGCCACGGGAAGGAGAGAGGGGCGGCUCCGGGAACGGUGGUGCACGCCAUGGGACACUGUCACAUCGACACGGCAUGGCUCUGGCCCUACGAGGAGACGGUGCGCAAGUGCGCGCGCAGCUGGGCCACCACCCUGCAGCUCAUGGAUCGUGACCCCGAGUUUACGUUCGUGUGCUCGCAGGCCCAGCAGCUGAGCUGGCUGAAGCGGCGCUACCCGCGCUCGCUGUAUCCGCGUGUGCGCGCCGCGGUGGCGCGCGGGGCCUUCGUGCCCGUGGGCGGCACGUGGGUGGAGUUUGACGGGAACCUCCCGUCGGGCGAGUCCCUCGUGCGCCAGUUCCUGCUGGGACAGCGCUUCUUCCUGCACGAGUUUGGUGCCCGCUGCGACGAGUUCUGGUUGCCCGACACCUUCGGAUACUCCGCACAGCUGCCGCAGAUCAUGACGUCGUGCGGCGCGAGGCGGUUCGUGACCCAGAAGCUGAGCUGGAACCUGGUGAACGCGUUCCCCCACUCGACGUUCCACUGGGAGGGGCUGGACGGGACGCGCGUGCUCACACACUUCCCCCCCGCCGAGUCCUACGAGUGCAAGGUGAGCGUCAAAGAAAUUCUCAAAAGCGCUUCAAACAACCGGGACAAGGGUCGCACGCAGCACGCCCUCCUGCUCUACGGCUUUGGCGACGGCGGCGGAGGCCCCACGCUGGCCAUGCUGGACCGGCUGCGCCGCGUACGCAACGUCGCCGGCUUGCCCCGCGCGACCUCCUCCACCCCCGCGCGAUUCUUCAACGCGGUGGAGGCGGAGGUGAACCAGGGCGAGCGGGGCGGCGGCGGCAGCGGCGGUGUAGGUCGUCUGUGCACUUGGAGUGGAGAGCUCUUUCUGGAGAUGCACAACGGCACGUACACGACGCAGGCACGCGUCAAGCGCGGAAACCGCCGGUGCGAGGCGCUGCUCAGGGACGCGGAGGCGCUGUGCUGCCUGGCGCUGCUGGCUCAGAGCCCCGUGUACGCGGCUGAGCGCGCAGGAGACGGCUGCGGCGAAACGCGAGAUGAAAGUAAAAGCGGAACCGCCUCCGAGGGCGGCAACGCCAUGCCAGGAACCAACGCUUCCAGUGGUGGUACGGAGGGCAAGGCGAAUGACGACGACGAUGGUGAUGAUGGUGAUGAUGAGGGCGACGACGCGAUGGUGUUGGGAUAUCCCCGUCAGCAGCUGACGCGCCUGUGGGAGGGCGUCCUGCUGAACCAAUUCCACGAUGUGCUGCCUGGCAGCUGCACGCGCCAAGUAGCGCGUGAUGCCGAGGAAAUCUACGGCGGCGUGGAGAUCGACGCGGAGCAGAUCGCCCGCGACGCCAUGGCGGCCGUCGUGCAGCGCGAGCCGGGCGCCGGAGACUUCCCGCGCGACCCCAUCGCGUUCUUCAACACGCUCGGCUGGGAAAGAACGGAGGUGGCAGCGUUGCCGGGCCGCGGCGUGAACGGCUACCUCGGAAGAGACCGAUUCGUCCCAAAUUCUAAAAUUGUUUACGGUCGGUAUGUGAAGGGCGACGAGAGACGCAGCGACAACGCCGAUGGCACAGACGGCCAAGAAGACGCUUCCGCUGGUCUGGUUCUCGUCACCGUUCCGGCCUUCGGCUAUUCCAUCUACAGCGAAGCCUCACUGCUGGCCGGCGCGGCCAAGUCUCUCGCUGUAAUACUGCACCACGAGUCUGACAGCCGCGCGGUCCUGGAGAAUGAUCUGCUCCGUGUGUCGGUGGAUGGCGCGGGGCGGUUGACUUCGCUCAUCCACAAGCCGUCGGGCAGGGAGGCGGUGACUCCGGGCCAAAAGGCGAACCAGCUGGUGAUGUUCGACGACGUGCCGCUGUACUGGGAUGCGUGGGACGUCAUGGACUACCAUCUGGAGACGCGGAAGCCUCAGGAGCGAACCUCCGAGCCGCUCCGGGUUCUCACCGACGCUGCGGGAAUCCGCGUGGCCGUGCGCGCGUGCCUGCACCUGGGAGAGCGUAGCCGGGCGACCGUGGACAUCUCGCUGGACGCAGGAAGCCCAUUCGUUCGGUUCGACGUCACCGCCACUUGGCACGAAAACCGCCGUUUCCUGAAAACGGAAUUUCCCGUGGCGGUGCGCAGCGGCGGCGGCGAGGCCACGUACGAGAUCCAGUUCGGGCACGUUCGCAGGCCGACGCACCGCAACACGUCGUGGGACUGGCCGCGCUACGAGGUGUGGGCCCACCGCUGGGCUCACCUCGGCGAGCACGGCUUCGGCCUCGCUCUGCUCAACGACUGCAAGUACGGCCACUCGGCACGCGGCAACGUCCUGUCCCUCUCGCUACUGAGGUCGCCAAAGGCGCCGGACCCAGAGGCUGACAUGGGGGAGCACACGUUCGCGUACGCGGCCAUGCCGCACGAAGGCAGCUUCCAGGACGCUGGCGUUAUCCGCUGCGCGAGCGCCUUCAACCAUCCGUUGAGAGCGCAGCGCGCGUCCUCCAGCAGCGUGGCGGGUGGCGCCCAGAAUUCCUCCAUGGCUUCCUCCGUUGCUCCGGAAAGCCCGAGUAAGCAAGAUGCGGCAUUGACCGUUGACGCUGCGCCUGCCGAGGUAUUCAACGAGGAAGCGUCCCGGAGUCUUCCUGCUGCGCCUAGCGGCGGCCCGCGUGUCAAACGGAUUUCCCAGCGGGGCUUCUUCACCGUGGAGCCGUCCUCCGUGGUCGUGGAGACGCUGAAGCUCGCCGAAGGUUGGCCUGGCCACGCAGGUACCGGGGUGGUGCUGGUGGUACGUCUCUACGAGUCCCACGGCGGGGCGGCCGUGGCGAGGUUGCGGUGCCGUUGCUCGCCGGACCUGCCGCUCAUUUCAGCUGUGCCGUGCAACAUGCUCGAAGACGCCGACGACAGCGAGCCACCACUUGUCGUCAAGGAUGAAGGUGAUGAUGAAGAGAAUGUGCCUGAGCAAGUGAAGGAAGGCGAUGACGGUCCCAAUCAAAAACAGGCAAAGAGACCUCAGUCCGGCCCGGCCUGGCGCUGUGUCUUCGUGCCUUUUAAAGCGUUCCAAAUUCGCACGCUCUCUCUGCAUUUUGGCCAGCCCACACUUGUGCUGUAGAUGAAAGUCUUUUCAAAUUUCAUUGACAAGAUAAUGACGUUACUCUUGAGGUGCUGAGAAUAUCUUCGUGUUAAAUAACUCCACCUCCUCCAGGCACUUGUUGUUUUGCACCACAGACAGACUUUGAUGUCUUUCUGCUUUAUCUUGCACCGAUGUUUGCAUCGCAUGCAUCGGUUUUAACGGUUCAAGUAGAAAACAAAAGUCCCAUAGAGAGAACACUGAUAGACGCACGAGGUGGCAUCUUUUUAGUGCUGCAGAGAAGAGAAUGUGACCAGAGACCAAAUCAUUGAAGCAGAAUGACACCGAAGUCAAAUGAAUAAACGUAGUGAUUUGUCAAAUCCAUUGUUAGAGGAAGAUCCAUGUCGGUCACGAGGGCUGGUGUAAACUUCACCGCGCUGGGCGGAACAGAAUUGGUUUACACGUCACCACUGAUGUUAGCCGUGGCUCGGAUUCAAACUCUGGUCCCCUCGUUCAUAACGCAGUGCGCAAACCACUGUACCGCCACUCCCACCCCUUGAUGAUGCUUAGUUUAUUACACGUUUGUUCAUAAUCGAUUGUGAGAAUCGCGAUGUUGAAAGAGGAAAUUGUGGUGCGAGAUAUCUAUUCAGCGGCAGUAUUUCCGUUGGUCCAAAUGUUUUGUUUGAUUAAAGUCGCCGAUUGUUUUGCCGAAAUGAUGCCGAUUCCAAAUGAAAUUCGCCAAAACUGUGGAUAUUGGCAAUCGUUAUAGAAACUGAUCUUUAUUGCAGGAGGGACCUGGAUUUCUAGGUGAUUUCUUAAGUCUUAUAAAAGGCUUGGUUGCUAACACUAAUUGUCCGUUUAUGUGAAUAAAGUUUAUUGCUUGAAAA
Messenger RNA from Lethenteron reissneri (Far Eastern brook lamprey), 4949 nucleotides. It is a transcript of the gene MAN2C1, whose product is annotated as mannosidase alpha class 2C member 1. Gene Ontology annotation, molecular function: alpha-mannosidase activity; carbohydrate binding. NCBI's taxonomy places the organism in Eukaryota, Metazoa, Chordata, Hyperoartia, Petromyzontiformes, Petromyzontidae. The record is from RefSeq and is a predicted model, not a curated record. Gene Ontology annotation, biological process: mannose metabolic process; oligosaccharide catabolic process.